Messenger RNA from Syngnathus typhle (broad-nosed pipefish), 3840 nucleotides. It is a transcript of the gene prkcg, whose product is annotated as protein kinase C, gamma. NCBI's taxonomy places the organism in Eukaryota, Metazoa, Chordata, Actinopteri, Syngnathiformes, Syngnathidae. Gene Ontology annotation, biological process: protein phosphorylation. Gene Ontology annotation, molecular function: zinc ion binding; ATP binding; diacylglycerol-dependent serine/threonine kinase activity. The record is from RefSeq and is a predicted model, not a curated record. The transcript has 17 exons. Bases 523 to 2607 code for a protein of 694 amino acids.
ACGAUGGCAAAAAAAAAAUAUGGCAGCUUUUGCCUUAUCCGUCCCCCUUUCUCCACCUCCCUCGGCCCCUCUUGAGAGAAGUAACCCAGAUUUUCAAAUGAAUCGCUUGCUAGUCUCCUCAAUCUCUCUCUCUCCUGUCCUCUCUCUCUUCCUUUCUCUCUCUUAUCUUUCCGUCCUCCUCUUGGUAAAAACGGGACCAAUCUUGGAAAGCGAGUAGCACCUCUCCUCUCCUUUUCUCGUCCUCCUCCUCACCCUGCCUGCGGGUUAACGGAUAUUUACAACUUCUAUCUUUGGUUCCGGGAACACUCGAAUCACAGUCUCUUGCUGUCAUUUGGUCGAGAAAGCUUCCUUCUUUUUUAAAUUUGCGCCGGCUCGUUUCCUUUUUACUUGUGGUAUUUUUGGGUGUCCCCUGGUACUUUUUUUUUUUCCUCAUCUCUGAGGUGACUGUACAGGUGAGGGCAGAGGAAGUGAAGAAAGAUACUCAUCGCUCAAGCCUUCCUCCAAAAUACAUUUUCAGGCGCCAUGUCCACUCCCGCUUCCCCUUCCCCGGUGACACUGGCCUCCCCGACAUCGGGCGCCUCGCCGCUGCCCUCGCCCCUCUCGCCCCCGCCCAGGGUGCCCGUGUUCCAGAGGAAGGGCGCCCUCAAGCACAAGAGGAUUGUGGAAGUGAAAGAUCACCAAUUCACGGCCCGUUUCUUCAAGCAGCCCACCUUCUGUAGCCACUGCACCGACUUCAUCUGGGGCAUCGGCAAACAGGGAUUCCAAUGUCAAGUUUGCAGCUUUGUGGUGCACAAAAGAUGUCACGAGUUUGUGACCUUCACCUGUCCCGGCUCAGUGACGGCCCCCAGACCAGAUGACCUGAGGAGUCGCCACACAUUCAAGAUCCACACAUACUCCAGCCCUACCUUCUGUGACCACUGUGGCUCGCUUCUCUACGGCCUCAUACAUCAGGGCAUGAAAUGUGCCUGUUGUGACAUGAACGUCCAUCGACGGUGUGAGACCAGCGUCCCCAGUCUUUGCGGCCAGGACCACACAGAGAAGCGGGGCCGAAUCCACUUGACGGUUCGAGGCGAGAAGGAAGAUGUCUUUGUCACAGUGCGGGAGGCUCGUAACUUGAUGCCCAUGGAUCCAAAUGGCCUGUCAGACCCGUACGUUAAACUCAAAUUGAUUCCCGACCCCAAGAGCCACAGCAAGCAGAAGACCAAGACCAUUCGCUCCACACUCAAUCCAGUCUGGAAUGAGAGUUUUACUUUUUCCGUGCGCGGCCACCAGUGGGACCGGCGUCUGUCAGUGGAGGUGUGGGACUGGGACCGCACGUCCCGCAACGAUUUCAUGGGCGCACUGUCCUUCGGGGUGAGUGAGAUAUUCCGGCGUCCCAUCAGUGGCUGGUUCAAGCUGCUGGACCAAGACGAGGGAGAGUAUUACAACAUCCACGUGCCGGAUCCCGACCUGCAGGAGCCCCAGCCGGACGGGGUCGCCCCGUCGCUGCCUCAGGUGGGAGUGCCCGCCCCGUCUGAACCCGUGACCCUGCCCCUGACCCCCGUGCCCUCCUGUCCUCCCGCCCACUUUCACGGGCCGGGCAAGGGCAGAGUGGGCAUUCGUGACUUCAACUUCCUCAUGGUGCUGGGCAAAGGCAGUUUUGGCAAGGUUCUGCUGGCCGAAGAGCGAGGCAGCGAGCGUCUUUUUGCCGUCAAGGUCCUGAAAAAAGACGUCCUCUUCCAGGAUGAGGACACGGAGAGCGCCCUGGUGGAACGGAGGGUCCUGGCACUCCAGACACGUCCUUACUUCCUCACCUCGCUCUACUGCGCCUUCCAGACUGAGGAUCGCCUGUACUACGUGAUGGAAUACGUCAACGGAGGAGACCUGAUGUUUCACAUUCAGAUCGUCGGGAAGUUCAAAGAGCCUCACGCCGCGUUUUACGCAGCAGAGAUUGCGGUGGGGCUUUUCUUCCUCCACAGCAAAGGGAUCAUCUACAGGGAUCUCAAGCUGGACAAUGUGCUGCUGGACAGCCAGGGCCACAUUAAGAUUGCCGACUUUGGGAUGUGCAGGGAGGGCAUGUUUGAGGGGGACACCACGCACACCUUCUGUGGCACCCCGGACUACAUCGCCCCUGAGAUUGUGGCGUAUCAGCCCUACAACAAAGCCGUGGACUGGUGGUCUUACGGAGUGUUGCUCUAUGAAAUGUUGGCAGGACAGCCACCUUUUGACGGCAUCGAUGAGGAGGAGCUUUUCCAGUCCAUCAUGGAACAGUGCGUCUCCUACCCCAAGAGUCUCUCGCGAGAAGCUGUCGCCAUCUGCAAGGGACUGCUCACAAAGCACCCCGCCAAGCGCUUGGGCGGCGGGGAGGACGCGGAACGCGAGAUCAGGGAACAUCCCUUCUUCCGCUGGAUGGACUGGGACCGUCUGGAGAGGCUGGAGAUCCCGCCUCCCUUCAUCCCCAGAUCAGGCGGCAAAAAAGGGGAAAACUUCGACAAGUUCUUCACGGCAGCCCCGUCGGUGCUUACUCCCUCGGACCCAGACGUGCUGGCCGCCGUCAACCAGGAAGACUUUCAGGGGUUCUCCUUCCUCAACCCUGAGUUUGCCCCCUCUCCCCUCACCGCGGUAUAAAAACAACCGAAACGACAAUAGUCUCAUUUUUCCAUUCUAGAGGGUUUUUUUUUUUUAAAUAAUAGCAGUAUGAUGUCAUCAUUUUGCAUGCAAACUAUCUAGACUAUAUAUAUAUUUUUUUUACUCUAUUCUCAUAGAGAUUCCCAUAAAUAUUUUGCGCUGUGAUGUGGACAACAGAUUAAUUGUGGUAAAAAUCCACAAAUUAGAGAAUCAGUUAGCGCAGGUUUUUUUUUCCAUAUCGGUGGCAUCAGACGAGAACAGAAAUUGUGUUUGUAUUUGAUUUUUAUUUUGUGGUAAUUUUAUUUGAUUCUUGUUUUUUGUGAUUUUUUAUUGUAUUCAUUUGUUAAGUAUUUGUAUUUGUUUUAUUUAUUUUUGUUGAUUUUAUUUACUUUUUUUUUUACAUUGUACGUAUUUUUCUUAUGAUUUAAUUUAACUUUUUAGUUUUGUUUCGGAAUGUACAGGAUGUAAUUUGAUGUAUUUAAUUGUAGACAGACAUUCGGUUGAAGAUUUGGUUGGAGUCGUUGUCCUCCAAAAUUGUCACACACACACGCACACACAGACAGGAUGACCCCACAUGACCCGCUUAGAAGCCACGCUGACAUUGGCUUUGAGCUUCAAAAGCUGUCUUUGUCAUUGUCACCCUUAACCGCCUCAAAUCAGACCCACUUAUCUGAAUUCUUGUCAUUAUUUUUACCUAUCACCGUAUAAGGCCCAAAUUUAUUCUUGGGGCUAUGUAUGCUCGUGCAGUUUUCCAGCGCGGGAUGACGUCCCAGCAGCCUCAUCGAUUAGAUGUAAUUAAAACGGAAGCGGUUCAAUAUGGUGAGCAAAUAAUAGCGUCAACUGUCAUCGGGCGCUAUCUGAGUCUGGCCAGGUGGCUGGAUGGAAAGUACGUUGCGCAUUUAUUGGAUAUCCUUCAUAGCCAACUCAAGGUGCUCGUUUGUUCUUUGUAAGAAAAUUCAGCGCGCUAGCAAAUUUACCUCACAGGUAAUGUUUAUUUUGUUUUUGUCGUCCUUAUCUGGCACAUCUCGCUCCUUUCAGAUUAUUUCCCAGCGAGCUGAGUUUAAAUGACCCCAUAAUUUAGAUCUGAUCUUUUUUUUGUUUUUGAAGAUAGCGCAGACAAUUCCAAAGGUUUAGCUUGUGACUGUGUGUAUAUAGUCCGUGUGUUGAUUGUGAUGGGGGGAGUGCAAAUGGAACCAUAAAAAAGAAUAAAGAGCAGCGGUGAAGCUGCGGAGA